AUCCCCACUCAGAUUCUUAGAGUAUCAAUCACUCCAAUUCCAAUUGGCUGUUCUAUCAAGUCUCAACUCUCCCCCCACUCUUUGACUUUUCUAUCAAAAGGGCUUGUUGGAGUUGAAAACUGAGAACAAAACAUGGCAGCACAAGGGCUUGUGGUAGUAGCAUCACUUCUAAUUUUCUGUUUAGCUGGAAGUUGCUAUGGGAAGGUUCACUUCUCUACCUUGAAAAGAACCCUUGAUGUCACCGCUUCCCCCAAGCAGGGACAAGUUCUGGAGGCUGGAUUGGACAAAAUCACAGUGACAUGGGCAUUGAACAAGACCUUACCUGCGGGGACAGACUCUGCCUACAAAACCAUAAAGCUGAAGCUAUGCUACGCGCCCAUUAGCCAAAAGGACCGCGCUUGGAGAAAGACAGAGGAUGAGCUGAACAGGGACAAGACAUGCCAGCACAAGAUCGUGGCCAAACCCUACGACGCUUCCAACAAAACCGUGCAGAGGUACGAGUGGCUGGUCGAGCGCGACGUGCCCAAAGCCACGUACUUCGUACGCGCCUACGCGUUCGACUCCAACGACGCGGAAGUGGCUUACGGCCAGACCACCGACGGCAAGAAGAGCACCAACCUGUUCGAGAUCAAUGCGGUGAGUGGGCGCCACGCGUCCCUCGAUAUCUGCUCCAUUUGCUUCAGUGUUUUCUCCGUCGUUUCCCUCUUUUUCUUCUUCUAUAUCGAGAAAAGAAAGGGAAAGGCUUCUUCCUCAAAGUGAGGUUAUUGAAUCACAUCACACACGAGAAAAGCGUGGCAGGUUUACAUUUCACGUCAAUGUUGUCAAGCAUGAUCUCCCCCUCAAGCUGUAAUAUGAGGGAAAGGGCAGAUAUUUUUAUGAUUAUUUUAUUUUAUGUAUGUGAUUAGGAUAUGACUAGCAUACCAUGAAAAGGUGCAAAAUAAUGAUACAUGUUCCAAACAAUUUGAUCCGUGUCAUCACAUCAAAUGUCCUGCCUCCUUUAGAGAAUGGUAUAGAAUUAUCAUUGUUAGUUCUCGUUAA
This is a messenger RNA of Glycine soja, 1038 nucleotides long. Its product is annotated as high-affinity nitrate transporter 3.1-like. Gene Ontology annotation, cellular component: plasma membrane. Gene Ontology annotation, molecular function: nitrate transmembrane transporter activity. The record is from RefSeq and is a predicted model, not a curated record. Gene Ontology annotation, biological process: response to nitrate; nitrate transmembrane transport. Lineage: Eukaryota; Viridiplantae; Streptophyta; Magnoliopsida; Fabales; Fabaceae. Bases 133 to 759 code for a protein of 208 amino acids. The transcript is spliced from 2 exons.